Molecule: messenger RNA, 1146 nt
Organism: Parnassius mnemosyne (clouded apollo)
Lineage: Eukaryota; Metazoa; Arthropoda; Insecta; Lepidoptera; Papilionidae
Source: the annotation of a GenBank genome assembly
AUGACGUCCUUCGGAGUUGACCGGGAAAUAAUAAUGCCGGGAUUUUCGCCUACAUUUACGGUGCAAGGGCAAAUUUAUCAUAGAAUAGGUUCACUUUUUCUAGCUGAAAACGAACAGCAUAAAUUUUUACAAGUAUAUUUUAUGGGUGACGAAGAAAUUAAGGUUGACCGUCGCUGCCAAUUUAUCCAGGGAGUUGAGAGAGACACAGUGUUCAAAAUUCAAAGAUUCUUGCAUGAACGUAACAUUUUAGUCAAAACAUUCAAAACUGCUUUAGAAAACCUACCUGAAGAGGAUUACAAAGUCGUCAUUCACGCAGAUCGGACCCCUCGAGGAGAGCAUGAAAGGCGCUACAAUGCACCUUUGAUAAACGAAAUAGCAGCCGUAAUUAGUGGUGAUCAAUUUUCUUCACGAGACAUUGUCUUGCGAACACGUGAUGAUACGUUGCAACGGGUAGCCGAUACGCACAAGUUUUAUGACGCUCUGCAAUACCCAUUGAUUUAUUGCAAAGGACAAGAGGGUUAUCAUUUUCAAAUUCCACUCAUUAACCCGGUCACAAAGGAGCCUACUCCGAACAAAAAGUAUCAUGUAUGGAUUUUUAUGCGUACCUAUCAUAUGAUGUUGCGAGAAAAUGAUUUUAACCACUUAGCCCGGUGUAGACAAUUAUUUCAUCAAUUUUUGGUAGACAUGUAUGAGAAGGUAGAAAGUGAACGUCUCCGUUAUAUAUCUUUAAAUCAAAAAAAGCUACGCGUUGAGAAUUAUACACAUUUACAAGAUGCAGUUUCUAGCGACGCCAAUGUAAACCCCAGAGAUUUAGGUAAAAUGGUAAUUCUGCCCUCAUCAUUCGUUAACAGUCCCCACUACCUACAUGAGUACACACAAGACGCAUUCACCUAUGGACGAACUUACGGAAGACCUGAUCUUUUUGUUACUUUUACUUGCAAUCCCACAUGGAAAGAAAUAACCGAGGAGCUAAUGCCGGGCCAAAAAAGUACUGACAGACACGAUUUAGUUGCUAGAGUAUUUAGAUUAAAAGUACAAAAAUUAAUGUAUGUAAUUAACAAAGGGGAAAUUUUCGGUGAGCUGCAGUGCUUCAUGUAUUCAAUUGAAUGGCAAAAAAGAGGAUUACCGCAUGCCCACACAUUCUAA